Messenger RNA from Ostrea edulis (European flat oyster), 9704 nucleotides. Its product is annotated as atrial natriuretic peptide receptor 1-like. The coding region runs from base 5310 to 8579 and encodes 1089 amino acids. The transcript has 21 exons. Gene Ontology annotation, molecular function: peptide receptor activity; guanylate cyclase activity; ATP binding. Lineage: Eukaryota; Metazoa; Mollusca; Bivalvia; Ostreida; Ostreidae. Gene Ontology annotation, cellular component: membrane. The record is from RefSeq and is a predicted model, not a curated record. Gene Ontology annotation, biological process: protein phosphorylation; intracellular signal transduction; receptor guanylyl cyclase signaling pathway.
GCUGUAGUUUCGUAUGCUAAAAUUACUGCUAUAUAUCUAUCGAGUCGUUAUCUGUUACCGAAUCUGAAUGUGUUGGAUUUAGUUAAAAUGUCGAUUUCGGUUGUGGUGGCUUUUUUUUUUUAAAUUUUACUUUUCAAUUUUGGUAAUUAAAUCUAGUUUUUUGUUUGAAAAUAAUACUUUGUUCAAUGGCAUGCGUAGAAUGGCAAUCAUUAGUAAACUAUGUAUGUGUUUUAGUGGAUGACACGCGCACUUGUUUUUCAGAAGCUAAACAUGUUAUUGUUGGAAGUUGCCGUGUUGUAAGGUGUCUAUAAGUGGGCUGUCUCUAAGUGUGAAGUUAUAGCAAUGAUUUUUUUUAUAUAUUUAUGAAAUAAAAGCAGACUGACGUGUAGGAGAGCAGAUCGUGUAAUUUUAGUCUUAUAAUGUGGCAGCCAAAUCCAUCUAAACCCGUGACAGGAUUUGAUAUUGGUAAUUAAUAAUAGGAUACACGAAACGAUCGCUAGUCCAGAGAUGUCCAAUCGGUGCCGGUCCUUUUAAUCGCAUCACGCGCCGGUACUCUAACCGUGAUUGAAACUUCGUGCUGAGUAACAUUAUCUUUAUGGCUAAUAAAUGACCAAGAUUUGUGAAAACUCACAGCAUAUUUAUUCGCUUUGUGUAUAGGAAUGAUUCUGAAUGACCAGUCCAAUUUUAUGACAAGGUUCCAAACUUUACAACCAUUACUUUGCCCACACUUUAAAUCUCGCUCAUUUCUAUAAUUUGACAGGUACUAGGUUUCUAUAGCGAUUUGGUGAGAAUUGAGCUGUCCAAAAGUCGCGUAACAGCUUCUGUUAAUCAUUCAUCGCCGGGCUUUCUCGAGGGGAAAUAAUUCUCAAGCCAGCAUUACGUAUUGCCUGAAUUUUUGAUGACUGUUAACUUUGAUGUGUAGAUAAAUGCAAUUUUGAUAAAUAUCUAUGAAAGUCAAGACGAGAUGCUGAUUAAAGGGUAUCAUCCCAACUGAUUAACGGUUUCUCAAAUGUGUUUAUUGAUAUUUCAAUAAUUCAUGUUUUAUCUCACAAAUUGGCAUUUCAAUCAAUAGUGGGUGAUAUUGAUAGUAUUCUUCACUAAGACCAGGCGCAUACGUAUCAAAGGCAUCAUUUACGAAAUAUCAACAAUGAAUUGUAACAGCUUAUGCAAUAACGUUUGAUAUUGUAAAAUCUUUAUAAUCGCGAGUUAUUAAUACUCGCCUUCAUUCCCGAGGAGUUUUUCUCGCAAAAUCAAAUGUUUUUUUCACGGCUUUGUUAAACACUGGCCAUUCUGCAUUCUCGUGACUGGACGCAGAUAACAACCAUUUGCAUUCUCCUUAAUUAACGCUAUUUUGCUAUUUCAUUAAAUUAAGUUUUCACGUAAUACAAGUAAUUACAUGUACAUGAAAGCUUUAAGCGUAUAAAAAUCCACGUACAAUUACUAGUUAUCAGUAAAUAAGGAUUAGGUGUUUAGUGGUGUACAUUAUAGAAGUAUUAAACAACGUAAGCACUCACUGCAUGUAAGAAGCAGAAUCGUCGAUUACGCACACAGUAUCCCUUUCUUCGCCUGUUUCCAUCCCUUAUAAUACAAGCAAUCUAAACAUUUAUUCCUAACACACAUACCUUUGAAGUUUGACCAGUUCUUCUUAUGAGUAUUGAAGUUUUUUAAUAUCUCUUCGACGGCACGAGAUUUGGAAAAAUAUGAUGAUUAAACGCAUUCGGGUGAUAUUAACAAUUUGGGGCAUGGUACCAAACCGCUAAAAUAAGCCAGAUAUAUUACUCCGCGAAAAAACAACGCUAUACUUUGACAGGUCGGUGCUUUCAUCGAGAAAUAAAGACAUUGAAACAGCAUAGAUUUAGUAGUGACCAAACUAUUGGUAUCUUGUAUACAUUUGAAUAUAUUUUUCUCUCCAAAUUGCACACUCAUGCGCAAUAUUAAACACAUAAAAAUCUUUCGAAAUAUACUAUUUAUCUUCUCGUUAAUCUUGUAUUCAUUUGAAAUCACCAUUUUAAAAAGAUGACUUGGUGCUAGCUUGGUUUUUUUGGGGGGGGGGGGGGUUAGUAUUGUAAAUAUCAUAAAUCAUAUGCAUUAGCCACGGAGUUUCUCUGCAAUAUCUUCCGCUUAUUGUGGACAGUAUUUCUACCUUACAACGUGAUCACUAAGGUUUCUCAUCAAAUAUGUUUACUUACGUAAUGUAGUCCAACUUUUUACACAGGCAAACUCAGACUGGGGGAAUAAACCCUAGACGAAAAUAUAUGUAUCUCCACGUGAGGAGCGCAUGUGUUUAACCGGCAAGAACAACAAAAUUGUCUGGUUUGGAACUACCAGACAUAAAUGGAUUCAAAAUGCCAUAUAAACAAAAAUCGUCUGUAUGGAAAUUGAACAUUCCGGACAAAAAAUGCUAAGGAUAGCUAGAUCUGAACUAGAUCGAGGAACUUCCAUUAAUGAGGGAUUGUGACGCUGUCGUGGAAUGCCAGUGUAAUUAAACUGACAAAGCUAGUUAGUAAAAUGGGCCGGGACAUCAAAACAAGACAAAUUAACAAGAAAUGACGCCUAAGAUACAUGCAGGACGAACAGAUUGCUGUCAAACAUUGUCCCUCGAUAAAACAAUGCGUUAGUUUCCAUCGGGCCAACUAAGAUGGUAGCAUUUUAAACAAUGUAAAGUACAUGUCGUCUAUGGAGUGAAACUCUUGACAUUAUACACACUUAUAGAAAGCAGAAUUCUGACAUUGUGCUCAUUUAUAGUCCGAGACAUGUAAUAAUUAUAGUGUAUACAGAACUCUGACAUUGUGCUGUAAACACUGUAAACAAUUAUAGUGUAUACAGAACCCUGACACUGAGCUGUAAACAAUUAUAGUGUAUACAGAAUUCUGACAUUGAGCUGUAAACACUGUAAAUAAUUAUAGUGUAUACAGAACCCUGACACUGUGCUGUAAACACUGUAAACAAUUAUAGUGUAUACAGAACCCUGACACUGUACUGUAAACAAUUAUAGUGUAUACAGAUCCCUGACACUGAGCUGUAAACAAUUAUAGUGUAUACAGAACCCUGACACUGUACUGUAAACACUGUAACAAUUAUAGUGUAUACAGAACCCUGACACUGUACUGUAAACAAUUAUAGUGUAUACAGAACCCUGACAUUGUGCUUUAAACACUGUAAACAAUUAUAAUGUAUACAGAACCCUGACACUGUACUGUAAACACUGUAAACAAUUAUAGUGUAUACAGAACCCUGACAUUGUGCUUUAAACACUGUAAACAAUUAUAGUGUAUACAGAACCCUGACACUGUACUGUAAACACUGUAAACAAUUAUAGUGUAUACAGAACCCUGACAUUGUGCUGUAAACACUGUAAACAAUUAUAGUGUAUACAGAACCCUGACAUUGUGCUGUAAACAAUUAUAGUGUGUACAGAACCCUGACACUGUGCUGUAAACACUGUAAACAAUUAUAGUAUAUACAGAACCCUGACAUUGUGCUGUAAACAAUUAUAGUGUAUACAGAACUCUGACAUUGUGCUAAGAUAUAGUAUACAGAUCUCUGACAUUGUACAAAUAUGUAGUGUACACAGCUCUGACAUUGUACAGAUUUAUAGUGUGGACAACUCUGACAUUGUACAGAUUUAUAGUGUACACAACUCUGACAUUGUACAGAUUUAUAGUGUACACAGCUCUGACAUUGUACAGAUUUAUAGUGUGGACAACUCUGACAUUGUACAGAUUUAUAGUGUACACAGCUCUGACAUUGUACAGAUUUAUAGUGUACACAACUCUGACAUUGUACAGAUUUACAGUGUACACAACUCUGAUAUUGUACAGAUUUAUAGUGUACACAACCCUGGCAUUGUACAGAUUUAUAGUAUGGAUCACUCUGACGUUGUACAGAUUUAUAGUGUACACAACUCUGACAUGGUACUAAGAUAUAUGAUGUAUGAUAUUGAGACAUUUUUACAAAUUUUGUUGUUGAAAUUGAAGGAAAGCUACAGAAAUAGAGACAAAUAUGGGAAGCAGAAGAGUUUUUUUAAAGGGUGAUAUCACUAUAAUACGUAGGCGAUGAUAUUUGGAUUCUGUGUGUUUGUAUGAAAGUAUAAAGAAUUAAUCAAGGGUUUGCAAACUGUUUUGUUGAUUAUAAGAUGGUCACAACAAUAAGAAGUUAAUCUUCAGUGAACAAAAGGUUGAGCCAGGCACUAUUUACUUGUCUCUAUAGACAGCACACCAAUGGUCUCCGUCACCAUUGGCAAUUACAGUAGCAAGUCCCAAUAUUUGUCCUCAUCUCACAGAUGCUUGCAGGAUAUCACUCUGUGACAAGGAAAUUCAAACUCUCCUGAGACUUGAAGAGAAGCAAGUGCGAUGGAGCUAUCAACAGAGAUCAUUGUUCAGACUUUUUCUAUACAAAAACCCCUAGUUCUGAACUCGGCAACAGGUGAACUUAAAUAACCGGCCAUACCUCGGAUCGAAUAUGUUUUUAUCACGAGUGUACACGUACAGCUUCUCUAUGUGAUAUACAAGGGAUGUUAAUGGAAUCAUAACACCAUUUUUAUUGUUAUAUUUGCCGUAAGGAUUGUGAGCUUUAGUAAGGUGCAGUAUCCGUAACCUGCCCAGUGGUCUAUUGAUUGGAACGUCCCUGUAUCUCGGCACCCACUGCUCAUCAGCAGUCAAAAGUUACCGUACCAGUCUAAUGGACUCACCAUAAUGAACUACACAGGACGGUCAAACUGCCAGAACCUGUCAUGGCUGAAUGACACUGAUUCCAUCUAGAGAAUUAGGCGUUGUAGGCGUGGUCAGUACCGAUCAGAUUAUCUAACAAUUAUAAUUGCCCUUGUGUGGUGCGACAUUCUUUUAAUUAGAUUGAUUUUAAUACAUUCGGUUGUGCCACGCCACUACCGAGUAGUGAAUAUUUGAUCGGCAACAUUCAUCAUUUAUAUAUACUGUAGAAAGUACCGCGAUUGAUCCGAGAUUUUCACAGUGGCUUGUACAGACGAAUAGUUCAUCUAGAAAAUAAAAAUGAGCGAUCCGUAAUUUACCCGGAAAAAUCUACCGGCAUUUAAUCAGUGGCUUACACGGUGUGCAGUUCUCGUCGCCCCAGACUGUGUCUCGAUAGUUUGUAUACGAUUGAACAAUAAAGAUCUAGAGAACGCAUUGGGUGUGGAUGGGAAGGUAGUACCCGCUAAUUUCUGUGCAUUUGGAUGUGUUUCUAGCACUAAAGAUGUGUUUUUAAUCACUGAAGCCGGAUAAAACCGUGUUCUUCAGUAUUGUUCUGUAUUUAGGGAGUUGAAUUAUUUAUCGGUGUGUGAUGGCAACUCUAAUAUGAACAUGGAUAUACUAAUGUCCUAUUUGGUACUGGCAUUCACUACCUUGGUAGCCUGCCCGUCUCUUGUAGAGGGCAGUACAGACCCGUUGGAGAUUAAGCUGGGUGUUCUGAUCCCCGCAGUCAGCGACAAGGAAGACAUUCCGGAGAAAUCCCGGGCCCUGACGGCAAUACAGAUAGGACUGGAGAAGGUCCGGCUGGAGGGAUUAGUGAGGGAUGUUAACUUCACAAUUAACUAUAAGGAUUCAAAAUGUUCGGGCACCCAAGCACCCCUGUUGGCGAUGGAAAUGUAUUAUAAGAAGGAGUCCCACGUGUUUUUUGGUCCAAUGUGCACCUAUGCUACCUCCCCCGUGGCCCGUUAUUCUCCUUACUGGCAAAUCCCGGUUAUUACGCCCGGUGCCCGGGCAGACGGCUUCAAGGAUAAAGAUGAAUACAAACUACUGACCCGGAUGAGUGGGUCCUAUUCCAACACGGCAGACGCUGUCCAUUCCAUCCUGUCUAACUUUUCUUGGAAACAAAUCGGAAUUAUUUAUCACAAUAACAAAGUCAACACGAAUGUGGGGGAUGCUGAGACGUUUUUUCUCUGUAAGCCUGUGUAUGACAAACUAGACAAGUCCACCCACCAGUGGUCGUCCCAGAUAGAUGUCAAUUACAUGGACCAGUUCAACCUGGGCUCCAUACUCAGGGAGGGCAGUGUCAGAUGUCGAGUUGUGGUGCUAUGUGCAUCUGCAGACUCCGUGAGGGACAUCAUGAUAAAGGCAAAUGAGCUGAAUUUUGAUAAUGGAGAAUAUGUUUUCCUCAACAUCGACCUUUUCAGCAGCAAGGAGGACAGUGAAAAGCCAUGGUACAGGAAGAACGAUACACCGGAGAGGAAUCAGAGGGCCAAGAAAGCGUAUGAGGCACUCAUGACCGUAACACUCCGGAAACCAACGAGUCCUGCCUACCGGAACUUUUCUGAGGAGGUCAAACGGCGAGCCGGAAAUGAUAGUUUCACAUAUGGUGAAGACGAGGUGAAUAGUUUUGUCGGUGCGUUUCAUGACGCAGUCAUUCUUUAUGCCUUAGCACUGAACGAGACUCUGGCCAAUAACCGCUCCAUAACGAACGGGACGGAAAUCACCCACCGGAUGUGGAACAGAACAUUUGAAGGAAUCACGGGAACAGUCAGCAUAGACAGCAAUGGCGACCGAAACGCCGACUACUCCUUAUUAGACAUGAACCCCAAAAAUGGAAAGUUUGAGGUGGUAGCUAAUUACUUUGGUAAAGACAAAAAAUAUAUGCCGGUCCCCAACAAGCAAAUUCACUGGGCUGGAAACAGGAAGUCAGCACCACCCGAUACACCUAAGUGUGGAUUCGACGGUGCCAAAUGUCCUCCUGAAAAGCCAUUCCCUGAGUAUGGCAUCGUUAUCAUUGUACUGGGAACUCUACUGGUGAUAGUGCUGGUGGCGGCUUUUUUUAUAUACAGACAUAUAAAGCUGGAGGCCGAGUUAGCGGAAAUGAAUUGGCGCGUGCGGUGGGACGACAUAAUGUUCGGUACCAUGGAAAACGACCGGAAGAUGAGACGUCAAGGCAGCAAUCUCAGUCUCACUAGGCGAAACUCUUUGACUAGUGAUUGUUCCGGUGACACUAUUGCCGUCCAUCUUAGUGACGUAGUUCAGAGGCAACUCUUCACUAAAACUGGAUACUACAAGGGCGCCAUUGUAGCGAUCAAGAGAAUCAACAGAAGCAGCAUAAAUAUCAGCAAACCACUACUGAUGGCCGUGAAGAGGGUCAAGGAUUUGCAGAACGACCACAUCGUGCGCUUUCUUGGGGCGUGUAUAGACCCGCCAAACAUGUGUAUAGUGACGGAAUACUGUCAGAAAGGAAGUCUACAGGACGUCUUAGAAAAUGAACAAAUUAAACUGGAUUGGAUGUUUCGCUACUCGCUCAUGCAAGACAUUUUACGGGGGAUGUCCUAUCUUCAUAGCAGUGAUAUCCGUUCUCAUGGUAACCUUAAGAGUACCAACUGUGUAGUGGACGGUAGAUUUGUCCUGAAAAUCACAGAUUUUGGUUUGCACGCGAUGAGGACACCCGACCCAGACGUAGAGGAGGGCUCUUAUGCAUAUUACAGAAGUUUCUUGUGGACGGCACCGGAAUUACUCCGCAUGCACCAGAGGCCAUCGGAAGGGACCCAAAAAGGAGACGUGUACAGCUUUGCCAUUAUAUGUCAGGAGAUCGUAUACAGAAUGGGCGUGUUUUACCUGAGUAAUUUUGACAUUGGGCCUUCAGAGAUAUAUGAAAAAGUGAAAAAUGGAAUAAAACCUUAUUUCCGACCGACGUUAGAGGAGUGUGAUUGCCCCUGUGACGAAUUGGCUGACGUCAUCAGACGUUGUUGGGCGGAAGAUCCAAUGGAGCGACCGGAUUUCCAGGCGCUGAAAUCCAUCAUCAGAAAAUUAAACAAGGAUGGAGAUAAAGGCAACAUCCUUGACAACCUUCUGUCCCGGAUGGAACAGUAUGCCAACAACUUGGAAGCGCUGGUGGAGGAACGAACGGCGGACUAUCUGGAGCAGAAGAAAAAAGCCGAGGACCUCCUGUAUUUGAUGCUACCAAAGUCGGUGGCCUGGCAGUUGAUUCGCGGAGAAUCCAUCGCCGCGGAGAACUUUGAAUGUGUUACUAUUUACUUCAGUGAUAUUUGUGGCUUCACGGCCAUGUCUUCAGAAUCAACACCAUUCCAGGUUGUGGAUUUGUUAAAUGAUCUCUAUACAACGUUCGACACCGUUAUUGAGAAGUUUGACGUAUAUAAGGUUGAAACUAUUGGUGAUGCUUACAUGGUAGUCUCUGGCUUACCAACGAGAAAUGGAAAUCUGCAUGCACGAGAAAUCGCGAGAAUGGCAUUAAAUCUCUUAAACGAAACUCUGUCUUUCAAAAUACGACACAGACCAAAGGAGCAGUUAAAGCUGCGAAUUGGCGUCCAUUCAGGGUCUGUCUGUGCCGGUGUAGUAGGGAUGAAAAUGCCGAGGUACUGUCUCUUUGGUGACACCGUCAACACAGCCUCCCGGAUGGAGUCCAAUGGACUGCCAUUGCGAAUCCACGUCAGCCCGGACACCAAAAAAAUCCUGGACACGUUUGGAACGUUUGAGUUAGACCUUAGGGGCCCGGUGGACAUGAAGGGAAAGGGCACGAUUACUACGUACUGGUUAACUGGGGAGCGCGUGGCGCCCGUCACUACAGUCAUUGACACUAUGAACGUAGAAUCUCCACCAACCUACGAAAAUUGCAUCAAUGAAAAGUGACAAUAUGCUGUAAUAUUAAUUGUGACCUUUAAAGCGUCAUUUAAAAUGACGCCAUGUGAAUAACUCCUGACAUGCGACUUUAGUGUCGCUGACUCGGGUCUCAGAACCAAUCAAAUUGUGAUAUUUUCCAUGACGUCAUGUGUCUGGCUUGAUGCUGAUUUUACAUUUCCGCUGUUACAUACGUCAUCAUCCGGGGCCCAAAAGUCUCAACCAAUCGAAUGAUGCAAUAUGGCCACCGACCGGAGUGUCAUCACGUGCUUGUUUGUGAACUUGUUAUUUAUUGAAUAGAUUUUAUCAUGUCAUUUAUUAAAUUAUGUAUAGUAUUUGUUGUACUGAAAAUAGAAUGUGGAAGAACUUUAUUAGAAUAUAUACAUAGCAUUUUUAUUUAUUUAUUGUGAUUUGUUUUAUAGAAGUUUAUUUAGAAUACAUGUGACAAUUUUAUGGUGGUAAGCUUUGCGUUAUACUGCUUCCGUGGGUUUUUUUUUAGUACCGUGAUUCUUAAACAAUAAAUUGUAGUUUGUGAGAGAUCGGUUUAACAAAAUCCCGUCGGUUCAUAUGUUGUAAUUAUUAAAUAUGAGAUGGGUAUCCACCCAAAAAGUACAGAAAUGUGACAAGGAAUAUGAUUGUUAGCUGGAAAGCAAGAGUGGACUUUCUAGAUAUUGUGUAAACGUACGUUUUUAUCUCUACAAUAUACUUUCAAACAUCUAAUUAUACGGUACUCUGUAUUACCGCCACGUCUAGCGGAAGUUACAUCAUACUGCUGAUUUUGUUAAAGAAACCCCUGACACACUGUCACGUUAUCUGGUCACCUGACCUGUUAAUCCUUUUUGAAUGAGUCAAAGAUUGGUUUACACGUAUACCUGCCAAUUGUAAUUACAAAGAUAAUGUUAUUGUAUCGAGAGAGGUUAUGGAUGUAGUCUCAUCUUUUGGUUGUUAAGGCGGGUGUGUCGAGUUUUUUCCCACUAAGUAAACCCCAUAGUUUGCUAUACAAGUAUCAUGUACAUGUAACCAUCAUGGUAUCUGCACAUCUAAUAGUGAAAGGAACACUGUCAAAUGCCUGAACUCGUCUUAUUAUAUAUAUUGUGUGUGUGUGAGAGAGAAAUAAACUGUUCCAAUGUAAUUGUA